Enterospora canceri is the source of this 1260-nucleotide messenger RNA. The record is from the annotation of a GenBank genome assembly. NCBI's taxonomy places the organism in Eukaryota, Fungi, Microsporidia, Enterocytozoonidae.
AUGUCCAAUGACUCCAAGGAAUUCUAUAAAAUACUGGGAAUGUCACCUGGUUCAGAUAUGAGGGAUGUAAAGGCGGCCUACAGGAAGAAGCAGGCGCAAUUGCACCCUUCUGGUCCAAUCAGGAAGAAGAUGCGUGCCAGUGCCGAGUAUCAGGCGAUGAGUGAUGAUCAGAAGGCGGCUAGGGAGAAGGCACUUGAUGAGGAGAUCAGUAAAAUCAAUAUCGCAUACGGUGUCCUUGGCGACGAGGACAAGAAGGCGGACUAUGACGCAGGCAAAGGGGAGUACGGUGACUUUGGUGGAUUUGGAGGCGGCUUCCCUGGUGGAGGCGGAUUUGGUGGAUUUGAGGACAUUUUCAGUGCAUUCACAGGGGGAGGCAGGAGCCAGAGGAGGGAGCCAAAGGUGGAUGAUACGGUGACUCAGAUUCCGAUUACGAUGAAGGAGGCGUAUUUGGGGAAGACGAGCAAGUUCAAGAUCAACACAACGAGGGUGUGCAAUGGGUGUGACGGAAAGGGGGCAAAGAGUGUCCAGAAGUGCGCCAAAUGCGGUGGCCACGGCUUCUACGUGAUAAAAAGGAGCAUGGGCGCGAUGAUAGCGCAGCAGCAGGUCGUCUGUGAUGCGUGUGGCGGAGAGGGGUCUGUUGCGAAGGGGCCUGUUUGCUCAGAUUGCAGGGGCACCAAAGUGACCAAGUCACCGUACGUGAUUGAGGUGCCGAUCAAGGCGGGAAUAAGGGACAGGACGCCGAUUCGAAAGAAGAACGAGGGAAACCACGAGCCGGGAAAGAGGCCUGGCGACCUCGUUUUUGUGGUGACGGUGAAGCCGCUUGCGGGCUUCAGGCGCGUUGGUGACGACAUCGUCGCCCACGUCGAGGUCGACCUUCUCACGGUGCUCGCUGGUGGAUUCGUCCCGUUCGAGCACGUCGAUGGGCGCCACCUGAACAUCCGCAUUGGAUCCACGAGCGACCUGAAGAAGGGCGUCGUCCUCUACGGCGAGGGAUUCAAGUCCGAGUUUGGGAAGAAGGGCAACUUGUUCAUCGACCUUGAAAUUCUGAUACCAAAGCGAAUGAAUGCGGCGCAGCUGGCACAGGCGAUUCCGCCUCAGCUGGCGCAGACUGCGCAUCGGGACGCGGUGAAUGUGAGCGGAUCGUACGCAGCGGUGCCAGGGGAGCGGGCUGAGGAGCGAGCUGAGUGCAACCAGAGCUCAGAAUGCGAUGACGAAUUCAACGCGAGAUCGUUCUUCAGGGGUGGAUUCGGAUUCAUGUGA